Messenger RNA from Acinonyx jubatus (cheetah), 13196 nucleotides. RefSeq names its product homeobox B4 (gene HOXB4). The transcript is spliced from 2 exons. The coding region runs from base 11187 to 11942 and encodes 251 amino acids. Gene Ontology annotation, cellular component: nucleus. The record is from RefSeq and is a predicted model, not a curated record. Lineage: Eukaryota; Metazoa; Chordata; Mammalia; Carnivora; Felidae. Gene Ontology annotation, molecular function: DNA-binding transcription factor activity, RNA polymerase II-specific; RNA polymerase II cis-regulatory region sequence-specific DNA binding. Gene Ontology annotation, biological process: regulation of transcription by RNA polymerase II; embryonic skeletal system morphogenesis; anterior/posterior pattern specification.
GGGGGGAAGAAGGGACACAGGAGCUGGGAGAGAAAAAUCAGAGGUUCUCUCUUUCCUCUCCUCUCUCGCCCUCUUCUUUUCUCUCCACCAGACCCUUAAAAGCCCCUUUGUUUUGUGGCACCACAAACCAGAGGGAUUUCAUCAUUUGACCCCCAGGGGGCCUGUUAUUUUCUAAGGGUAAGUCACCCUCUUCUAAAAACCAGAGGCCUCCUCUCCACCAAACUGACCACCGUCCCCCCGCCCUUUUAAGAUCGACGGGGUCUGCCACCCUGUUACUCCUGUUUUUGCCGGCCUGCCAGCUUAUCACCUCCUGUGGAUAGUUCCUCAAAUUGGACAUGUGGCGCCUUAAGGGGCUUCUGAUCUUUGGGACAAGGAGAGGGCCACAAGAUUCCCUUCAUUCCCAUUAAAGGAUGCCUGCCCUCUGCCUCUCUCCUCUCUUCCCUGCAGCCACUCUCUGUUCCCUGAGCUCUCCAGUCCCUGCCCAGGCCUGACUUAGGAGAGCCUUCACAGGUUUGAGAGCAAAGAGGACAGAGAGCUUGGUGUCCUCACCUUGAUUUGAAGAUGAAUCUCCCCAAGAAUGAUGAGGCAUUGGUAUCCCUUGGAAAGGAGACUCCGGUCAGUUCCCAAAGGAUCCUCAGCAUCCUUUAAGAUACCAAUAUAUUUUGGAGGCAUAGCUUCCCCACGCUCCCACUCUGGACAAGGCAAAUGAGUUGAGUAAGGUGCAGAGGAAGAGUGCAGCAGGGGCAGAAUCUGACCUGGGGCCUCCUGGGAAACCCCAUUGCCAUGUGCCCUGGCCUCCCUCCAACGCCGCCUCCUUCUCUCAGAAACCCCAGACCACCAGGCCCGACUUGAAGAUUUUUUUUUUUGCUCCCUUCCAUGUCAGCUCUGCAAACUCUGAUAAAGAAACGUGUGGGGCUGGUGUCCCAGGGACAUCUGCUGGGCAUAUCUAGACAGAUUUUCCGGAAUGGCAAAAAGAAGCCCGAGGCGGGGGUGCCCACUUCCUCCCCAGAGACCAAAACCCUUGAAGGGUCUGGUCUCCUCCUCUAAGCAGCUCCUGAAGACCCUCCGGCUGGGUUUUCCUCUUCUCUACUUUAGGUUGUCUGGGCAAUGGUCUCCCUUAAAACCCAACAAGGAUGUGUUGGGGGAGGGGGUGAGAGGUGGGAAGGGGUUUCUGGUGCAAGGAGCUUCUUCUCCUUUGCUAUAGCCCCCCCUCUCACCCCCCCCCCCCCCCGCCCUGCCCUUCCCUCCAAGAUGUUCUUUGGGAAAGCUGUUCCCCAGUCUGGAGGACUCUUCUCUCCCUUCUCACCCACUUGCUUCCCCUCCCCGGCUGAGCCCAGGCCUCAACCUUGUGAGCUACAGGCUGGUACCCUCUGGCCAGAUCCUUAUGCCCAUCCUUGCAACUGCCCAGCACCCUCAACCCCGGGCAGGGCGGAGGAGGCAGCCAGGGAUUGAGGCCGCACUUGCCCUUUCCCCCCCCAAGGCCAGCCUGACCAGCACCCUGCAGACAAUUUGAUUUUGAUUUUUUUUGUUUUGUUUUAUUUGGUUAUUUUGUUUUGUUUUGGUUUGUUUCUCUGCGCCACGGGGCGGAGGAAGUAUAAAGAAGUGUAAACAGGAAAGCCAGCCGGCCCUGGAGUUCUUAGCGCCCAUAUUUCAUCGGCGGCUUCCUCUCCAUAACUGCAGCACGGACACUUAACCCUUCCCUGGCUGUGAGAAUGUAUUCCUUGGGGGUGGUGGGGACAGGGUGUGGGGGCAAGAUCCAAGUAGAAGCUGCUUUCCCCGGCCCGGUUCCUUUAUCCCUGGGGUCUGAAUGCUGGGGCAGAAGCCAAGGAUUUGGAGCAAGAGAGAAAACAGACCGCUCUCCCAAACUCAACCCCUUCCAGGGCAGUGAGGAGAAGGCUCUCCCUGCAUGAGCUUUUCAGCCUGGGGACCAACUGGAUCGACCAAGGAGGACAGAGCUAGGGAGAACCCCUCCCAUGCUUUAGGGUCACUCUCUCCAUUUUUGGAGUUUCUAGAAGUAAUCAGAUUUCGAGGCUGGGAUCUGCCCACAGCAGGAUUUAUCGAUUGCUGCAGCGCUGUUACACAUCCAUAUUAAUUAACCCAGACACCGGCCUGGAAACUGAGCUGCUUGGGGAGGAGGAGGAGGGGAGAAAUAGGGGCCCCUUAAGGAAAAUGGACAUUUCUCCCUAAGUGCCCCCAGGGCCCAGAUUGGAGAGUCCUUCUCCACCAGAAUCCUGUGGCCUUCCCCAAGCUUGAUGUCCCCGCACUUCUCAGCAGGGGCAAGCGUGCCUUCCUCCCCACAGUCAGAAUCCACACACAAAUAUUCUCAGGGGUGGAAUUAAACACCCCUCAGGCCUGACUCUUGCUUGUCAGAGGUAGGCUGCCCCAGCCCUCCAAGGGAUGGAUCCUUUGGUGGAUAUUCGCAGCACGACCUUUCUAGAGGGCUUCACGCCUCCUCCCCACCUUCCUUCCAACUUCCUCCAGGUAGAAGCUUUUUUAUGGUUUGGGGGCUUGUUUUGUUUUUAGUGUUUGGUGGUGGUGGUGGUGCUGGUGAUGGCCUUCCCCUUCGUCUUCCCCCUCCCUCCAAAAAGUGAUUAAAAUCUGUUAAAGGAUUUAAUUAAGACAGUUAAAUGAAAAGGAAGGAGGCACAAAUGAGUUGGGGGAAAAAACCCACACCAAAGCUAUUCUCAACGAUUAAAUCGCCAUUUUAACAAUAUAAUGGAGUUUGCAUCCUGAAAGGGGAAAUCAACGCUCAUAUCUCAUCAAUAAUUCAUAGAGUCCGGGAUCACGCAGAGGUCAGCAGACGGGGCCGAAGCGCCGGCCUGCUUGGGGCUCCGAGCCGCUGGAGCCGCUGCCGCAUACAUUACGCGCCGCGGGCCGCGCUGCCUCCACCUCCGCGGCGGCUUGGGCCGGGGACGCGCCUGCCGACAGGUUUAGGCUGAUUUUCGGAUUUUUCGUUCUUCCUUUUGGUGAAUUUACUGAGACCCAGAUUUCGGGCUCCCAGAGGAUGUGGGGGAUUUAGGAGACGGGAGAGGACUGGACUUGGGAGCGAUUUGGGACCGGUCGCACCUGGCAUGUCACCACCUUUCCAAGUUUUAAUCUCUUCUCCACCUUUUUUUUCUCCGUUUCCCUGUUUCAGGCGUCUUCUGUCCUGUCUCUUCUCUCCCCACAUUUCCACUUGAAGAGGAAGAUGCACUCGCUGCAGCUUCUAGCUUCUCUUCCCCGGGGAAGAGGCUCCCAGGCUGCCCGGCCGGGUUCUGGCCUUGCAGUCUGCGUGGUUACGGGCUGAGCCCACAUAGCUGUGGCCCUGGUUUCGGCCUCUGAGCCUUGAGGCUGUCUUUGCUUAUAGCGAUCCCUGACCUUGGAGCCCUGUGGGGUAGGGAUGAAUGUGCCCAGGGAGGAAAGGGAUCUCGCAGGCCCCCGUCCGGCUUGCCUGGUCAAGAUGACCCUGGGCCAGGUGGGAAGGGAAGGAUUCAGCUCGGAAGGCAGCAUCUGGAGGAAAAGUAGAGGGAAAGUGCCAGCAUGUGAGAACAUCUCCCCUUGGAGCUUGAAGGCGGGAUGCAGGAUAAUCUCUCUAUUUUGGAAAUUCUGCAGGCUUGUUCCAUUCUCUGUGUUUGUGCCUCUCUCAUUUGCUCUCUUCUGUUUUCUGACUCCCAACGGGCCCCUAGGGAAGGAGGAAGGAAACCUGUCCCUGUGAGAGGUGGGGUCCUGAGAGGGGAUAUUUGGGCACAAGGGAAACCGAAAGAGCGCAGGUCGCCCGUAUGGCCUCUGCGCUGGCCGAGAAGCAGAGGCUGUAACGUCCCCGAGCUGCCAGUAGAGUCCGCCUUAGACCAAGUUCACAGCCAGGCUGGGGCCUCUGAGGCGCCAGCGAGCGGCCGUGCAAGGUGGCCCCGGGCCCGCUGGGUCUCGCACGGCCUGGACACUGAGCUCUCUUUCCAGCCCUUUGGGGACUGUGGCUCCCUCCGCUCUUAAGGAACCCUUGCUCCAAGCUCUCUCCACUCUUCACCCCAGAAACUCCCUCCUCCAGGUCAGCCGACGCGUCUUACCGCGACCUGUGUGUCCCCACGCCCAGCACCCGCGGCCCCACUCGGGGACAAGAAUGGAGAGGAUGGGUCAUCCAAAGCCUUUCCAGGCACUCCACAGGAGAGACCGGUGGAAAUGCGGGAAGUGGGGUCGAUGCAGGAAGUGGGGUGGCGUUUUUGUUUUUGUUUUUGUUUUUUUCCGAAGGAGCUAUUUAAUAAUCAAGACUCCUCUUCCCCAGUGCUAAGGCCCUUAGUGGAGGUUGGGGACGGUGGUGAGCGGGGGAGGGGCACGAAAAGCGUUUUUGCGCUUGGAUUUCUGCAGCCGGCGCAGCAGAAUGAGACCCUGGGCCUUGAGGCCAGUGUUAUUGCCAGAGGGGUCGCAAAGUUGGAGGGUCAAAAGUUUAUAGCGUGCGUGAGCGGGCGGCGGCGUCUAGCGGCGGGGGCGGGCUGGGCAAGGGGAGGAGGCUGUGUGAGUGGAGGGAGAAGCGAGGGAGCAAGGGGUGCUGGAGGUAUGGGAGACGUGUGCUUGGGGAGUGGGGGAGCAGAAGUGGGGUGGAGAGACUGACACCUGGGAAGGGAGACACUGGAGUAGAGGAGAAACCUUUCUCCAAACCCCGGAGCUGGUGGGGUGGGGGAGCCGCACAAAAGAGCGCUGGGGGCAUGGAAUCCUCUGCGCAAUUUUCUCUCCCAAAGAUAACCUUUGAGUCACCAUAUAAAAUUUAAUUAAAACCUACCCAGCCGCACACAUUAAAAAAAAAAAAAAAUCCAAUUACCCACACGUCCUUGCAGGACAUUUGAUGGGGCCAAAGAAGGCUUCCAAGGUGAAGGCCUGAUUCUCACCAACAUCAGCCCCACCCUGCCUCCCCUAAAGGGGCCAAACAGCUGACUCCCCCAACUCCCCCUUUGCCCCCAGGCAGGCCUGUUUUUCAGGGUUUCCUAGCCCCCAGGCUGGGUCCAGGCAGCUGGAGUCCAUGACUCCUAUGGGCUAGGACUGGAGGGUUUCUGAACUCCCAUUCCUCUUUCCAAAUUGCUUGGGUUUAAGAAGGUGGAUAUUGAAAGAAGGCUGGCUUGCUAAUCCUCGCACUCUCCCAAACCUCCACUUGUGUGUUCAUCCAGAAUCCCUCUCUUCCUAAGUGGAGGAGGGAGGGGAAAUGAGAAGGAAAAAUACUGAAUGGCCUCACAGAGAUCUUUUUAACUGGAGUUGAAACAAGCGACCUGAAAUGAACUUCCAAUCCAUGCAUUAGGCUGCGCUCAUAAGUAACAUGUUUACAGGGACUCUGUAAUUAUAACACCAGGGCAUAUGCCUAUUUUUGGUCUUUAAAUGAGUGUUUGUUGUGUUAUGAAAUGUCUUCAUCUUCUGUUCUAAGCAUUGGGUAUAGGAGGUGCGCUGUGGGUGUUUGUCCUGAGAGUUUUCAUAAAGAUGCCUUUUGAAAUAUGGCCGGAAGAGACAACAACUUAAUGGCAGAUUUUACAUCAAUUUGCCCCAGUUUUUGCCUAACCAGUUGGGUGUGGGUCCCCAUUUCUACUCAGCCUUGGGACACGUUUCUCUGAGGAGUCAGGCCAGGAAGGAAUUCCUGAAGUCCAGAAGGGGUAGAGGUCAAAGCCUGAACAGGAACUCCUGUGCCUCCUCUGUGUCUUCUUCCUCCUUUCCAGGACAGAAUGCUAGCAAAUUUAUGGUUCUGUGGACUAGCCUGGAGCAGCCAAAGGGCCUGGGCUGGAGAGGCCUCGGGAAGGGGAAAAGAGAGUCCUCAGCCAUCCUGGCCAAACCAGGUGUUUGGGGAUGUUCUCUCCCAUCUCCCUGGGCUAGGGGGGUAUAUCUCCCUGCAGACACUCGCCCUAGACUUAAACUGGGUGGAAGGGGAGUCACCUGAUCUACCUCUGCUGGUCCGUUGGAGGCUGGAGAAAGGGGAAAAUGUGUUGUUGACAAUCCACCAAUUCUAAUCCUUGAGAGACAAAUCAAAGAAAGUCUCUGAGUAUUUUUAAUGCCUCCUUGCUUUAUUCCAGUACCUCCUUGUGGUGGUGAUGGGGGUAGGUAAAAAGAGUUACUGUAUAGAUGAGAAGUGGUUUUAAACAAAAAACGGGGGAGGGGGGAGUGGAGUAUUGUUUUGUUUUCAAAGGGAAAUUAAGGCCUCUGAAAGCCAAGUCCCAAGCUUUGACCAGCACAGUCCAGCUCCUCUCUCAGGGUUCUCUGUCUUUCCCAAAUGUGCUGGCCUAUGGACCAAUUCUCACUCCCAUGAGGUGGAGGACUCAUGCCUGGGGCCCUGGAGCCUCCAAAGUUUGGGCAGAAAGGGGGCUAUCUCUGGCACUGGGGAAUGGAAUAAAGCAGAUUGAGUAUGCAAGGGGGUGGGCAUACAGGCCCUACCAAUGCAGCCAUUUAAUAGUGAAGGCAGGAGGGAAGGGGGCUCCGGCUCAGGCCUGCUCUCAGGCACCCAGAUCCCGAAGGCCGCUUCUCCAGGUGCCAUCCUCCCUCAUAGGCCCCAAAAGGAGCCCCUGUGGAAUCAUCCUACCCUCUCCCACUUUUCCCUGGGAACCAGAACUGGCAAAAAUACAGGAGUGAUGGAAUAUCAAGGUGAAGGUGGGGCAGGCUGAGCCCUAUCAGAAUGGGACUUUUUUGGGGGUGGGGGUUGGGUGAAGGGAAGAGAAGGUUCUGGCAAAAAAAAAAAAAAAAAAGUAGAGCUGGGGAGGAUGAGCUGAAUCAAAUUCCUGCUCCGUCAUUUUUCUCCCAAGUAAUGACCUGCGCAAAAUUCAAUAUGACCGAGCGAACUGCGCCAGCGUAUUAUAGUAACUGCCUGCUCGUGGGGGAGGCCCGGAGAGGGGUGAACCGUAGGUCACAGCGUCUAAAAAUUAUUAAAAUGUUCGAGAGCCUCGUGACGCGCCUAGCUGUUUAACAAAGACUGACAAAGUAUGAGAUUAAUACGAAAACUUGCGCCUCAAAAACAAAAACACAUCAAAAAAAAAAAAAAAAAGUCUUGUUCCGGCCUCCAAGGAGGCCCGGAGCUGCUGUGCCCGCAGCCGCGGUUCGGUUUUCCGGACACACAAUAGUGGACAAGAGCGAGCUCCUCUGUGGCCGAUCGGGCCCGAGGGCGGGUCUGCGGCCGGGAGGGCCGGUGAGUACUCUUGCCCGCUCCCUCUCUGGGCCUUCCACUCCUCGGUGCGGCCUCCGGUGCGCGGGCCGGCUGGGGGCUCGCCUCCUCGACCCUUCGGUUUCUCUCCCUCGCUCUGUGCCCUCUCCCGGGCGACAAAAGGUAGACGGAUUCCGUGCGGGCUGGGCACGCCCGGGACAGCGAAGGGGGCUGAGCAGUGAGAGGUCACUCUAGCAACCUGUGGCUGCCCGGGGGGGAAGGCGGCCGGCGAGCCAGCGAGCGAGCGGGGAGUACAGGGGAGGUGGCUCAGGAUGCGCGCGCAAAGCUUUUUGCUUUUUCUUAUUUUUAUUAUGACUACUCCUGUUAGCAUUCUUUUGAGGGUGGAAGGGAGAGGCAUCCCCCGGUUUUGGUGAAAUCCGUCUAGGGAGUGGCUGAUAAACCUUGUCGUCCACCCAUCGCUGCUGCACUCGGCUGGUGUGGGGGGGGGGGGUGCGGCGCCUCGGUGGGAUGGGCAGGUGGCGGCUCCCAGCGCGCAGAAGAGAAAAUCUCUGCGCUCUGUCCCUAAGAUCAGCCAUACCCAGCCCCGCAGUGUCUCUGUCUCCCAUACCUCUCUCUUGGGGUGCUCCGAGCACCUGGGCUGCAUCCUUUGUGAAGUGCAGAGCAACAGAGAGUCCCGGUGGCCGGCCUAGCGGCCCUCCCCAAAUUCGGAAAAGCCGACUGAGUUGGACGGGUUUCAGAGAGCGAGCGAGUUGAGAAGGACAGGAGGUAUGGGGUGGGGGAGGGGCCUGGCCAGUUGGAAUGGGUCGUGGAACCCCUGACUAACUGGCCUUUGAUAAGACUUGGAAAGAUCCCUGCUUGAGGUCGCGGGGCUGGUGGGGGUCCUACCCAGGCAUUUUGUCUGUGGGCCCAGGGCCAGACUCUAGUAGUCUCUCUAGGUGCCCAUGUGGGGGGGUCUAUUGGACCCUCUCUUGGCAAAGAUCAUUAAAAUAUAAGUGUGGUGUGGGGUGGGGUGUGUGUGUGUGUGUGUGUGUGUGUGUGUGUGUGUGUGAUUUUUCAAAUAUAUGCAAGUCAGCCUGGCUGGGCUGGGAGAGUGUUGUUGUUAGAAAUCAGGCCCGGAGGCCAAAAUUGGCAAUCUGGAUUUAGGAUAGAAAAUCAGAGGGUCUCUGGACAUAGUUUCUGGCAAGUGGGAGCACUCCUCCUACCCACCUGCAAGGGUCCCAGAAUUGUGGAUGGGCAGAGACUUCUGGAAUGUGAUGGUUAGAGGGUUGUUUGUGUGUGUGUGUGUGUUAUCGCUGUAUUCGUUAAUGAAAUUGAUAUGAUUCUGACUUGCUCACCAGGGAUGCAAGUAUUUCUCAGGGAGAUGGGUAGGGAGUCUGGGCAAGGCGGAGGCUUUCUCUGCGCCAAUUCCCCUAACCCUGUGCUGGCCCUCAGCAUUCAGUCUAGGACCCGGUUCCCUCCAGCCCAGUCCCCAGUCUCCCAGUUUAGUAUAUUCAGCAGUUACUGGGACCGUCAGGAAGUUCAUUCAGAAACCCCAGGUUCCCCCAGGUUUCCCAGAUCCCCAUUUUGGUCGCACUGCCAGCGACCCUAGCAGGUGGCAGAAUGAGCAAAUUUAGACAGAGAGAGUCUGCCUGGGGCUAGGGAGGUGGGAGAAGCGGGGUUCCUCGCACACUUCAGGGAUUAUCCCCCUUUUCUGGCCCCAGGAGGUAUGGGAGUUUGGGAGGGGCCAGAAUAUCAUCUGGCUGCAUCUUUUAUGGUUCCUCAUUGCCCUUCAUUCGGAAAUGAAACGCCUUUGAUCUUUUUCUCAGGUUGUAAAUGGAAUUGCCCGUCAUUAAAUAUCCGGGGCCCCAUCUGUUUGGUCUCCCAGCAUUUUUCUUUACAGCUGUUUCUCUCUCUUUUUACCAUUGAAUUUUUCCAAAAGGACUUUUAUGACACCUCCUUCACACCCAGCCGCCUCUCCCUCCUCCCUUUGCUGAGAGGCGCCUUGGAAAAUAUCUAGAUAUUCGUUUGAUGGCAAACGAAAGGCUUCGAGCGGCAUGGAGGAACCGAUUGGGGUUUUGUUUUUCUUAAAAAAAAAAAUAAAAGUCCUGGGGGGAGGGGAGGGGCGCGAGGGCACCCAGAAGGGCCUGAUUCUGACUAUGCUGCAGCCUCAGGAUGACCCUUCCUCCUUUUGUGCUUAGCUAAUGUUUACAUCUCAUAAUUCAUGCGCCGCCCAGGGUUGCACCGCGGCCGCGAGGUUCGCGUCCCUUUGCGGAACCGGCGGUUUCAAUUUCUCUCUGAUAGAAGAGAAAGAGAGUUGAAAACCUUGUAAUCCCCAAAAUGGACCCGCAGUGCCUUUUCCUGCUCCCAGAACUCAAAAGUAGAACAAAACGAAAUAAAAUCAAAGCACUGAAAUCACACCCCAAACGAGAAGAAGGCGCGCAAAGUGGGAGAACUGGAAAAUUUCUGGGCCAAGAAGAUCUGUCUGUCUUCUGUAUAUACCCUGUAGAUCCGAAUUUGUGUAAGGAAUUUUGUGGUCACAAAUUCGUAUCUAGGGGAAUAUGUAGUUGACAUAAACACUCCGCUCAUUUUUUUCCCGAAGAAAAAAAAAAUUUUUUUUUCCCAAAUGAGGACUAUCCGGUGACUGACCACACGAAGACUCCUUCCUUUUUCUUUCUUCUUUCUUUUCCUCCCUUACUGGUUAGAGACAGAGGAAUCAUCUACCUGAAUUCUCCCCCGCCUGCCCCUGGAAGGCUUGGUCCCUUUUCGCUUCUCUUAAUAGGUUAAUAUUGCUGGUGGUGUUUUAAUUUUAUUCUCUCCCUCAAGCCCACUAAUUCUCUACUCUGGGAUCAGGGAGGCUUUACUGAAAAUCCGGGGGGGGGGGCGGGGAACGACUAUCGUCGUCAGUGGGCGAAGGCACAGAAAAUCGCUUUUCAAACGGAUGUUGAGGUCUCCUUUUCGUUUGGGAUCAGAACAAGAGGGCCUGGAAAUAUGCAGUUACGAAGGGGUGUUAUUCUGUGUGUGGGUCACCCCCAGGGCUCCUACCCCCAGCAUCAUAAGGAUGUGAGAUUUCUCUGCACUGCAGAGGCGGCUGCAUUAGCGGCAAUUAGAAAGUCUGCACACCGUGAUUAGCAUUGCUCCGGUGGUUUUGGAAUUAGCAAAUUGCUAUUCAGUGUGCUCUCAAAAGUUGCAAGAUUUUUACUCCAGCGCUCGUGUUCAGUGUGAGAAACCAAGUCAUUUCUCCCCGCUUGGGCCGCGUUGGGCACGGGGAGGAGUGGGUAGGAGAAGGGAACGGAAGGACUGACUGACACAACCAAACUAAUAGCGCAGCGAAAUGCGAUUUGGAAGGCGAGGUCUCCCCGAAUUAGUGCAUGAAUUUCCUAUCGAUCCGCCCGCGGUUCCAUUCAUCUCUGACAAGUCCCUCCGUGCACCCGCCUGCUUGCUCCCGACGCCUCCUCUCUCACUCCCUACCCCUCCCCAGGCGACUGCAGAGAAAAGCCCCAUGCUCAGUGCCUCUCGCCCCCAAUGUGGGUUCCCUUCUCCAGGCAGAGCCCCCAGGCUGUCUCUCACUUAACUCCCCACACAGACUCCUGGGCUCCUCGCCGUCCUGAGGAGGGGAUGGGGGCCUAUGGAAGGCAGAGAAUGCGGGGUGGAGGCGAGGCAGGACAGGAGGGGCUGCACCGGGAGCCCCAACUUCCGAGGGGAUCCGGGAUUGUUCUCUGCCCAGCGCCCCAACAGGCCCUCCAGCGGCAACCUGCCCUGUUCCUCUCCCUCUCUCUCUCCUUCUCUGUCUCUCUCUCUCUGAUCCCGGAGAGAGCCUGGCGAGGAGGCGGUCGCCCCGCAGGAGCCCUAUGUAAAUCCUGGUGUUGGGUGGGUGGGGAGGGGGAAAGAGAAGAAGGGGAAAUAAACCUCUUUGGCUGGAGUAGGGUCCGGGUGAGCAGAUUUCCUUAUCCGGGAAUCGCAGGCGGGGCGGCCAUUGGCUCCGGGGAUCACGUGGGCCCCUAACUUUGUUCACUUGACAGUAAGUAGGAGGGCUUUCGGAAACAGGAAAACGAGUCAGGGGUCGGAAUAAAUUUUAGUAUAUUUUGUGGGCAAUUCCCAGAAAUUAAUGGCUAUGAGUUCUUUUUUGAUCAACUCAAACUAUGUCGACCCCAAGUUCCCUCCGUGCGAGGAAUAUUCACAGAGCGAUUACCUACCCAGCGAGCACUCGCCGGGGUACUACGCCGGCGGCCAGAGGCGAGAGAGCGGCUUCCAGCCGGAGGCGGGCUUCGGGCGGCGCGCGGCGUGCACCGUGCAGCGCUACGCGGCCUGCCGGGACCCCGGGCCCCCGCCGCCUCCGCCGCCGCCCCCGCCGCCCCCGCCACCGCCCGGGCUGUCCCCUCGGGCUCCUGCGCCGCCGCCCUCCGGGGCCCUCCUCCCGGAGCCCGGCCAGCGCUGCGAGGCGGUCAGCAGCAGCCCCCCGCCGCCUCCCUGCGCCCAGAACCCCCUGCACCCCAGCCCGUCCCACUCCGCGUGCAAAGAGCCCGUCGUCUACCCCUGGAUGCGCAAAGUUCACGUGAGCACGGUAAACCCCAAUUACGCCGGCGGGGAGCCCAAGCGCUCUCGGACAGCCUACACUCGCCAGCAGGUCUUGGAACUGGAGAAGGAAUUUCACUACAACCGCUACCUGACGCGGCGCCGGAGGGUGGAGAUCGCCCACGCGCUCUGUCUCUCCGAGCGCCAGAUCAAGAUCUGGUUCCAGAACCGGCGCAUGAAGUGGAAAAAAGACCACAAGUUGCCCAACACCAAGAUCCGCUCGGGUGGCACCGCAGGCGCAGCCGGAGGGCCCCCUGGCCGGCCCAACGGAGGCCACCCCGCGCUCUAGUGCCCCCCGCGCGGGAGCCGCGAACCUCGGGGCGGGGGUGGGUUGUGAGCGCUGGGCGGGGGGGGGGGGGAGCGGCAGGGGGAGAUGCGGGAGGGGACCCUGGGGCCUGGGUCCGCAAAAGCUACCUGCCCUCCCCCUACUUUAUCUAUUACACGAAUAAACGCAGAGGAGGGGGAGGGGAAGCUUUAUUUAUAGAAAUGACAAUAGGGAGCCAGGCGAGGCCCCCCAGAAGCAAGGUUCAAGUCUCUUGCUUUCUUCCUUAAAAAAAAAAAAGAAGAAGAAGAAGAAAAAGAAGAAGAAGAAGGAAGAAAGAAAAAGACAGAGAAAUAGGAGGCUGCACUCCUCGUUUUCAGCUUUGGCGAAGAUGGAUCCACGUUUCAUCUUUAAUCACGCCAGGCCCAGGCCCAUCUGUCUUGUUUACUCUGCCGCGGAGAGGACGGGCCUCGGUGGCGACCAUUACCUCGACACCCGGCUAACAAAUGAGGCCCGGCUCCGACGCCGCCGCCUCUGCUGCUGCCGCUGCUGGAAGACAGCCUGGAUUUUCUUUCUUUGUCCCCCAUUCCUGACACCCAGCGAAAGCACCCUGUGACUGCCAGAUAGCGCAGUGUUUUGGCCACGGUAACACACACACACACACACACACACACACACACACACCCUCCUCCCCCUCGGUGCUCCUCCAUGGGCACACUGACUGCUCACCCCCUUCCACCAAUGGGUGGGGUGGGGGGCAGCAGCAGGAAGGGGACACGUGGAGGUGGGGGGUGGCCUUGGCACCGCAGGACCAGGCAGGGAAAUUGAGUCCAACAGAAAAGAGACCUGGAGACCUGAGAGGGCCUUCUUCUGGAAGGUCAAGCCAUUCCUGGCAGAGUGAGGGGCCAGCUGAGUUCUGGAAGCUGGGCACAACCCUCUGGCCAAUUGAGUUGUGCAGCCAGGCCUUCUCUCCUCCGCUGCAAAUGAAUGUGAGACUAGCACAGAAAAUGUGGUGGGGCCUCCCGGUCUGGGAGACAUAUUGCAGAGAUCUCUCCCAUAGUUUAUCAUUGUUUUGCAUUGAUUAUUAUUAUUAUUAUUAAUUAUUAUUAUUAUUAUUAUUUUAUGUCAUGCGCGUCCUGUCUCCUGUUCUCUCUCUGACAUUCCAAACCAGGUCCCUUCCUAGUUCUGGGGCUGCCUGAGUCUAGAACCCUUCGUUGGCGUGAAAAUUUUGUGUCCUGUACAGAGUGACAAUAGAAAUAAAUGUUUGGUUUCUUGUGACCA